AUGUGCGAACGAUCCAGCAUGGCCAACUUCCUCGCUCAGUUCCAGGCAAUUAAGAACACCUCGGAUCGCCUCGUCAUUUCAGUGGAGGAUGUGAGUGACUUGUGGCCAACUGUCAAACCUGCUUUUGAGGGGCGUUUGCCGUUCAAACGGGCUACUUUGAAUAACAAGACGCGGAACCUUGUCCUUGUUGAGAAAUUGCCAGCCGAGUUCAUAUUAACUACAGAUUCAAGAUUACGCAGCCGGUUCCCUCAGGAGCAAUUUUUAUUUUGGUUUCGCGAGCCUUACGCAACUGUUGUACUUGUCACCUGUGAGGAUUUGGAUGAGUUCAAAACCAUUCUUAAACCACGCCUGAAAUUAAUUGUCCAAAAUGAUGAGAGGGAGUGGUUUGUUGUAUUUGUAUCUAAAGCUCAUCCAGCUAAUGAUCAGGCAAGCAAAAUGGCGAAGAAAGUAUAUGCUAAACUCGAAGUUGAGUUUAAUACCAAAAAAAGAGAAAGAUGUUGCAAAUAUGAUAUACAUUUCCCUGAAGCGAACUUUUGGGAGGAUCUAGAAUCAAAGAUAAUGGAGUGCAUCAGAAAUACUCUCGAUAGACGUGUACAAUUUUAUGAGGACGAGAUACGAAAGCUCAGUGAACAGCGACUCAUGCCAGUCUGGAACUUCUGCAAUUUUUUCAUUCUGAAGGAAAGCUUGGCUUUUAUGUUUGAAAUGGCUAACCUUCACGAAGAUGCGUUACGGGAAUAUGAUGAGCUAGAACUCUGCUAUCUUGAAACAGUUAACAUGACUGGAAAGCAGAGAGAUUUUGGAGGGGCUGAUCAUGGUGAUGAUCAAGCAGCAUUGGUUAAUCCAGGAAGUAAAGCAUUGACACAGAUAGUUCAAGAGGACUCAUUUAGGGAGUUUGAAUUCAGACAGUAUCUAUUUGCAUGUCAAUCAAAGCUCUUAUUCAAGCUAAAUCGUCCCAUUGAGGCUGCAUCACGGGGCUAUUCAUUCAUAAUAAGCUUUUCUAAAUCCUUGUCAUUGCGUGAGCGUAUUCUUCCUUUUUGUAUGCGUGAAGUCUGGGUAACAACUGCUUGCUUGUCUUUAAUUGAAGCAACCACUUCUAAUUAUAAUGCCGGACAUAUGGUGCCUGACAUAGAGAAGGAGUUUUUCCGACUUCUGGGUGACCUAUACUCUCUAGCUAGAGUUAAGUUCAUGAGGCUUGCCUAUUUAAUUGGCUAUGGAGCUGAUAUAGAAAGAAGUCCUGUCAACAGUGCUUCCCUCAGCUUGCUACCUUGGCCUAAGCCAGCUAUCUGGCCUUCAGUUCCUCCUGAUGCAUCAACAGAGGUGCUUGAGAAAGAAAAGCUGAUUCUCCAAACAACCUCCAGAACCAAGCACUUUGGUAUCCUGAGGAAACCCCUGCCCCUUGAACCUACUGUACUUCUGCGAGAGGCCAACAGGCGUAGGGCUUCACUUUCAGCUGGAAAUAUGUCUGAAAUGUUUGACAGUCGCCAGGGUCCAAUGGAUGGGUAA
Messenger RNA from Sphenostylis stenocarpa, 1503 nucleotides. NCBI's taxonomy places the organism in Eukaryota, Viridiplantae, Streptophyta, Magnoliopsida, Fabales, Fabaceae. The record is from the annotation of a GenBank genome assembly.